ACACACAGCGCUGGGGUCCACGCUGCCACAGCCACCUGUGCCCCACAGCGCCUGCUGCGCUGCAUGGCUGUACCCCUUGACACCCUCCUGGCCCCCUGAGCCUUCCCCCGGCCUGUGGCAUCUCGGGGGCUUGCACACCCUUGCCCCCACCUUGCCUGGGACCUGGAGGAGGAGGAAGGGUCCCAGAGGGACGAAGGGGGCGCGGGGCUGGCAUGCUGGGCUCCGUCAAGAUGGAGACGCACGACCUGGCCGAGUGGAACUCCUACUACAGCGAGCCCGCAGAGGUCUACCCCUCUGUGAGCACCAUGACGUCCGGCCUGGGCCCCAUGAACACCAUCAACUCCUACAUGACCCUCAACUCCCUGAGCUCCCCUGGCUCCAUGAACAUGACCUACCCCAGCGGGGGCCUCAGCAGCCCUUCCCUGCCGGGGCUGCCCGGCACCGCUAGCGCCAUGGGCCUGGGCAGCGUGGCUUCCCCUGUCAGCCCAGCCCUGACGCCGCUGGGGGCCCAGGCACCCUCCAUCAACGCCCUGUCCCCCUACCAGAGCGUGAGCCCGUCCGCGGCACCCCUGGGGUACCCAGCCGCCGGCAUCGCCCGGCCCAAGGAGCUCAGCAAGUCGUACCGGCGCACGCUGACCCACGCCAAGCCGCCCUACUCCUACAUCUCCCUCAUCACCAUGGCCAUCCAGCAGGCCCCCAGCAAGAUGCUGACCCUCAACGAGAUCUACCAGUGGAUCAUGGACCUCUUCCCCUACUACCGGGAGAACCAGCAGCGGUGGCAGAACUCCAUCCGCCACUCGCUCUCCUUCAACGACUGCUUCGUCAAGGUGGCCCGGUCCCCAGACAAGCCGGGCAAGGGCUCGUACUGGGCCCUGCACCCCAACUCGGGCAACAUGUUCGAGAACGGCUGCUACUUGCGGCGCCAGAAGCGCUUCAAAAUCGAGGACAAGGCCAAGAAGCCCAGUGCCAAGGGCUCCGCCACCCAGGAUCAGGCCCCCAAGCGCCCCGAGGGGGUCCCCGAGGGCCGGAGCCCGCCGACGGGCUCGGAGGGGGCCGAGUCGGGCCACUCGGACGCCUCACACGGGUCCGAGGAGCAGCGGGGCCUGGUGCAGCUGGACUGCUCGGGCGUGCAGGGCUCGCCCCCGGGCUCCGCCACCUCCCCGGUGCCCAUCUCGCCGUCCAUCACUAGCCACUACUUCCCCCCCUCCAUCGCCAGCCUGGAGCUGCCGGGCGACCUCAAAAUGGACCCGCAGUAUAAUUUCAACCACCCCUUCUCCAUCACCAAUCUGAUGUCCUCUGAGCAGAGUCACAAGGUCGACCUCAAGGCCUACGAGCAAGUCAUGGCCUAUAACGGCUACGGCUCCUCGCCGGCAGCCGAGAGCAAGCACGGCUACGAGCCUGCCACCUCCCUCGCGGAGACCGGCCCCUACUACCAGAGCCUCUACAGCCGCUCCCUCCUCAACGCCUCGUAACGCGGCCCCACGGCGUUGCCGUCUGCCCCGCCAUGACACAUGCCCGUCCCUCUCCCCUGUCCUCCAUUCCUCCCCGCACCCGGCCCUGGCCACGGGCAUGGCCCCUUUUCUGUUGUCUUGUGCCAUUUGAUGCCGCCACCGAGGCCAGCCCCAGCGGAAGGGGCCCCACGGUUGGCGGGGGCCACGUGGGAUCGGGCGGCUCAACACCCGGCCCAGACCCCGCGGGGGACCAGGAAUGGCCCCUCACGCCCCAGCCCCUUCUCUGCCCCCGCGCCGGGAUCGCCGAGGUGUCCUGUCCACGCGCGGCAGGACCCACUGUUACGUUCACGGGCCCGGUGCCGGCGGGCGGAGCUGGGGUGGCAGCGGGGAGCCCUUCUCCAUUCGGGGCUGGGUUAAUUUUCUUGGUUCGUUUUGUAAAUGGCUCGAUAUUUAAAUAUUUGCUUUGGGAACGGGGCGUUGUAGAGACGGGUUAAUAUAUGGUACCGUAGCAAUGGGUUGGGUUCUCACAGGGUAGUUUUGUGCGUGUCUAUGGUUGGAUUUUUUUUUUUUUUUUUUUGGUUUUUUUGGUAUUAAAGAUCAUUAAAAUGAA
Messenger RNA from Alligator mississippiensis (American alligator), 2061 nucleotides. RefSeq names its product forkhead box A3 (gene FOXA3). Lineage: Eukaryota; Metazoa; Chordata; Crocodylia; Alligatoridae. The record is from RefSeq and is a predicted model, not a curated record. The coding region runs from base 213 to 1472 and encodes 419 amino acids. Gene Ontology annotation, molecular function: RNA polymerase II cis-regulatory region sequence-specific DNA binding; transcription factor binding; DNA-binding transcription factor activity, RNA polymerase II-specific. Gene Ontology annotation, biological process: regulation of transcription by RNA polymerase II; anatomical structure morphogenesis; cell differentiation. The transcript is spliced from 2 exons.